Neoarthrinium moseri is the source of this 642-nucleotide messenger RNA. RefSeq lists its product as uncharacterized. The transcript has 2 exons. NCBI's taxonomy places the organism in Eukaryota, Fungi, Ascomycota, Sordariomycetes, Amphisphaeriales, Apiosporaceae. The record is from RefSeq and is a predicted model, not a curated record. The coding region runs from base 1 to 642 and encodes 213 amino acids.
AUGGACCACAAUGGGAACCAGCAUGCAGCCGAGGUCGCCAUUACAGAUACGCACUAUCCAACGGAAGGUCGGGUUGGAUACCCCAAAUACGAGGAUGGCACUGGUGUCGUAGUCUGUCCUCGUAUCGUCAAUAUGGAAGGCUUCCACGAGCGAGCUCCACUUGAUUCAGCCGCGGAUGCCAUCGUCACCAUACUCUACAAGCAUGAUCCAGAUGUUCUGCGCAAAUUUCUCGAUAUUCGCAGCAUACGCAGAUUUACAUACUUAUUGCGCGACAUUGACUUGACCAAGUCCCCAGAGCAGUACCUCCUGUGUCCCUUCAUCAUCACACGCGAGAAAACACUUGUUCAGGCAGGCCACUCACAUAACCUUUGCAAUCCCCUUUUAUCGAUGGCUGACUUGAUAAGGCUGGGUACCGACUUUGAGAUCCUUCCGACCUACGAGUGGAAAGUUGGAAAAUCCACGAAUGAACAACAGGGCGUGGCUCAUUGCGAGUUGGGUGACCAAGAGGAAGAAGCUUGGGGGUGGCUGAUUUCAGGCAAGAAAGUCGCCAGGAACAUGCUCAUUCACAAGAAGUGGAAACACGAGAGAGGUCACUGUAUUGAGGUUGCUUUUACUAGAGAGGAUUAUCAGGAAGAGGCUUGA